Bipolaris zeicola 26-R-13 is the source of this 1191-nucleotide messenger RNA. RefSeq lists its product as uncharacterized. The transcript is spliced from 2 exons. The record is from RefSeq and is a predicted model, not a curated record. Gene Ontology annotation, biological process: DNA damage response. Gene Ontology annotation, molecular function: single-stranded DNA binding. Bases 1 to 1191 code for a protein of 396 amino acids. Lineage: Eukaryota; Fungi; Ascomycota; Dothideomycetes; Pleosporales; Pleosporaceae.
AUGUGCGGCCGUUAUGUGCUGGCCUUGCGGCCAUCCGAGGUCCGCCGACAGCUCGAGCACUCGCAUAUGCCCGUCGCAGAAGCCCCCGACGAUGACGACGGCACCAUACGACAGAGCUACAACUUUGCCCCAGGCUACCACGGCCUGGUCUAUCGAGCAGAGGGCUCCGAAACUGUUCGUUAUCACGAAACUUCCCCGUCGAGCGACAACGACACCCAGUACAAGCUGCAGUCCAUGCAAUGGGGCCUCGUGCCCUUUUGGACCAAGCGCAACCCCGACUACGGUUCCAAGAUGAAGACGAUCAACUGCCGCGAUGACUCUCUCGUCGAAGACCGUGGGAUAUGGACAACUAUGAAGAAGAAGAAGCGAUGCAUCGUCGUGGCACAGGGAUUCUACGAAUGGCUCAAGAAGAGCGGGAGCAAGGACAAGAUACCACACUUUACAAAACGCAAAGAUGGCCAGCUCAUGUGCUUCGCCGGCUUAUGGGACUGUGUUCAGUUUGAAGGCUCCAGUGAGAAGCUCUUCACCUACACAAUCAUAACUACCGAAUCCAACCAGCAGCUCCGCUUUCUACACGACCGCAUGCCCGUCAUCCUCGAGAACGGAUCCGACGCAAUCCGUACUUGGCUCGACCCAACCCACACCGAAUGGAGCAAAGAUUUACAAUCCCUUUUGCAGCCAUUCCAAGGCGACCUUGAGUGCUACCCAGUCAGCAAAGAUGUUGGCAAGGUCGGCAACAACUCGCCCUCGUUUCUUGUACCAAUCAACAGCGCCGAUAACAAGAACAACAUUGCAAACUUCUUUGGCAACCAACGAGCAGCCGCCAAGGUCGAUCAUGACGUGAAUGAGAAACGUGAGACAAUGGACCGUGUGGAAGGUACCGAAGAUACCGAAGAUAACGCCCCGCUACCUGUACCAGUGACAGCACACUCCGAACCGGCUCAUGAGUCGCAAGGCAUCAAGCGAGAGAACAACAGCGAAGAUGACAACGGUAGUACAGGAGAGCAAGAACCCUCGAGUAAACGCGUCAAGUCCGAACCAUCGGCGUCUCUGAUAAAGAGUCCUAUCAAGUCAGCGUCCACGCCUGCAAAGAAGCGCGUCACCAGGAGUGCCACGAGCAACGGCAGCGCGGCCAAAACACGCAAAUCUGACGGUUCGCAGAAGAUUACGGCUUUUUUUACCAGCAAGUGA